This is a messenger RNA of Maudiozyma saulgeensis, 2013 nucleotides long. The record is from the annotation of a GenBank genome assembly. Lineage: Eukaryota; Fungi; Ascomycota; Saccharomycetes; Saccharomycetales; Saccharomycetaceae.
AUGUCCUUUGAUCCGACUAAUUUAGAGAUGAAUUUGGGUACGGAUCUAGGCAUACACCAACCACAGAACGAUAGGAUGUCCACUGAUCCACCAACAGAGCUUCCUUUAUCUGUACAACCGCAACCGCGGCAACCUAUAAAGCAAGAGAUGACAUUAAACCAAAAUAUGUCAGGGUCUACUCAGACAACAUUUAAUAAUAAGAGUAACAGCAAUAACACAUCGUCGAAACCGCCUUCGAAUGAGUUCGUACGUAAACUUUACAAUAUUUUAGAGAGUAAUUUGUAUCCAGAUAUUGUUCGUUGGACAGAUAAUGGUGAUUCAUUUGUUGUACUUGAUACAGGGAAAUUUACUACUCAGAUUUUACCGAACCAUUUUAAACAUUCAAAUUUUGCUAGUUUUGUGAGACAGCUAAAUAAGUAUGAUUUCCACAAGAUCAAGAAGAAACCUAACGAGGAACAACGAUCUCAAACUGGUGAGUUAAGUUGGGAAUUUAAACAUCCUUACUUCAGAAUACACGAUGUUGCAGGACUCGAUCGUAUUAAGAGGAAAUUAUCAAAUGCUAAGAAAGCGGCAGCAGCAGCAGCAGCAGGCACAACGGCUGUCUCUCCAGGUGGUACGCCAAUUCUUAAUGGCUCAGCUGCAUCACACAUAAAUAUUCAUCGUAAUGGUCGCCAUGGCCUUGGAUCUCACGCUCCAACCCGCCACGAGAUCCUAAGUGCUGGUUUGAACCAGUUAGGAAUCACAAAGGAACAAUUCUUAAGUCAUACUGUCUCAAAGGAAACCUAUACUACAUUAAGGAAACGUGUUGAAAACUUGGAAAAACAGCUAGAAAUAUCUAAGAAUGAAAUAUUUAUCGGUAAAGUUGAAAAUCAGAAGUUAAAUUCAAAAUAUAAUACCGUUGUAGAAAGUUUAAUUACUUUUAAGACAGUAAAUGAAAACUUAAUCAACAAUUUUAAUAUAUUGUGUUCGACACUGUCUCAAAAUGGUAUUAAAUUACCCAAUGGUCUGUAUGAACAAACAAAUAUUUCAUCCAACGAUAGAAAAUCUAUUUCAGAUAAUAAUAAUAAUAAUAAUAAUAAUAAUAAUAAUAAUAAUAACAAUAACAUAAUGAAAAAUGAAAUACAGUUGUUAGAGACACCUAAUGGCAUGACUAGCCCCGAUCAAAAUAGGAUGCUGUCAUCGAAUAUAUUGGCCAACACAAAUAACUUAUUGAACAAUCAAAUGGAUGGCCUUGUUGGUACACCGUUGAUGAAGGAAACAAGAAAGGAUAUACAAAAUACUGUGCUAAGGAAAGGGUUCCAUGUGCUGUUAGUUGAAGAUGAUACAAUCUCCAUUCAAUUAUGCUCUAAAUUUUUACGUAAAUAUGGCUGUACCGUACAAGUGGUGACCGACGGGCUUUCUGCGAUUUCAACUUUAGAGAAAACUAGAUUUGACCUUGUCUUAAUGGAUAUAGUUAUGCCGAACUUAGAUGGUGCCACAGCAACGUCAAUCAUCAGAAAUUUUGAUAACCAAACACCUAUCAUCGCUAUGACAGGGAAUAUUGACGACCAGGAUUUAAUAACAUAUUUACAACAUGGUAUGAAUGAUAUUCUAGCUAAACCGUUUACUAGGGAUGAUUUGCAUACAAUGCUAGUACGAUAUCUAAGAAAUCGAGAACCAUUGAGUGAGCAACAGCGGAUACAGUCUCAACCGUCACAACAACAACAACAACAACAACAACAACAACAACAACAACAACUAUCUCAAAAUGUGACUCCCGGUAGUAACAAUACACAGUCUCCCAUGAAUCAGCCACAAAUGAGUCAAAUGGCAAUGCAACCACCCCAGCAAAAUGUUCAACAAAGUGGAUCAGGUCAUCAUACACCCGGACUGGUCCAUGAGCCAAAUCCUGGCUUACCUACAUUGAACAUGGGCAGCGAUCUGAGUGUAUCCAUGGCGCAGCCAGCGCAUGUGUUAUUAUCUGAUCCAAAUUUCUUAGAAGAUGAGCAUACAGAUAAAAAGCCACGCUUAUAA